AUGCUCGAAAGUAAGGACCCCGCAAUUAGGCUCUUUGGCCAGAAGAUUCCCUUUCCCGGAGAACCCGACGCUCCGCCCAUUGUCGCCUCCGAAACCGUCUCUCCGCCGCCGAUGGAUGUUGACGAAGACUUAGAAGACGUCGCUGAGUCAGAGACUGAGGAUGAUGAGAACAAAGACAAGGAUCCUCCAGAAGAAGUUAGUGAGAAAACGAAAGAAGCUGAUCCUUCUCCAAAUGCUGCAGACUCUAAUAAGAAGAACCCAGAGGGUACUCAGAACCCAAACACACCUUCCAAAGACGAAGAAUCUGCAAAGUCAAAAACCAACAAGUCAGAAAACGAUCAAACGGAUCCAACCACAAAAGUUGCUGCUGUUACAACCAACUCAGAAAACGACAACAAUAACAACAAUAAAACGCUGAAAAAACCAGACAAAAUUCUUCCAUGUCCUCGCUGCAAUAGCAUGGACACCAAGUUUUGUUACUACAACAACUACAACGUGAACCAGCCACGUUACUUCUGCAAAGCAUGCCAAAGGUACUGGACCGCCGGGGGCACCAUGCGAAACGUGCCGGUGGGUGCAGGGAGGAGAAAGAACAAAAACUCAGCCUCUCACUAUCGCCAUAUCACAAUCUCUGAAGCACUUCAAGCUGCAAGAAUCGAUUCCCCAAACGGGACUCAUCUUUUGAAGCCCAAUGGGAGAGUCCUCAGCUUUGGGUUAGACCCUCCAAUUUGUGAUUCCAUGGCAUCAGUCCUCAACCUCACGGAGAAGAAAACAAGAAACGGGUUUCACACCAUCGAGGAUCAAAGAAACAAAGAUGAUGACUGCUCAAGUGCAUCUUCCAUUACCGUUUCCAAUGAGGAAAGUGGGAAAAGCACGUCACAAGAAUCAUUGGUGCCAAACAACAACGGUUUCAUAAAUCAUCAUCACCAUGUUCCGUGCAUUUCCACUGUUCCUUGGGCUUAUCCUUGGACCUCCGGUGUUCCCUCAGCUCCUGCUUUGUGCCCUCCAGGGUUUCCCAUGUCAUUCUACCCUCACGCAUUUUGGAACAUUCCUUGGUUUCCCGCACACUCACAGCACCAUGCUGCUCCAUCUCAAAGGUCUCCGGGUUCUGGUCCAAAUUCUCCUACUCUUGGGAAACACUCCAGGGACGAUGACGUGGCGAAGCAAGAGCAUUUGCAUGAGGAACCAUCGAGGCAGAGAAACGGGUCUGUGUUGGUGCCCAAAACUUUGAGAAUCGAUGACCCCAGUGAGGCUGCCAAGAGUUCUAUAUGGGCAACGUUAGGGAUCAAGAACGAGUGCGUGAGUGGGGGUGGCAUGUUCAAGGGGUUCCAAUCCAAGAAAGACGAGAAGGACCAUGUCGUUGAAACCUCUCCUGUGUUGAGGGCCAACCCUGCAGCCUUGUCUAGAUCCCUUAACUUUCAUGAGAACUCUUGA
Sphenostylis stenocarpa is the source of this 1434-nucleotide messenger RNA. Lineage: Eukaryota; Viridiplantae; Streptophyta; Magnoliopsida; Fabales; Fabaceae. The record is from the annotation of a GenBank genome assembly.